Neltuma alba is the source of this 1714-nucleotide messenger RNA. Its product is annotated as cytosolic sulfotransferase 5-like. The coding region runs from base 481 to 1521 and encodes 346 amino acids. The transcript is spliced from 2 exons. Gene Ontology annotation, molecular function: sulfotransferase activity. NCBI's taxonomy places the organism in Eukaryota, Viridiplantae, Streptophyta, Magnoliopsida, Fabales, Fabaceae. The record is from RefSeq and is a predicted model, not a curated record.
UGAAGACUAAACUGGUUUUAUUUAAUGGAAGCAAUGUUUAGUUUUGUUUUUGUGAACAUCGUUUGAGAAAGUAUUUUUCCUUCAAAAUGUUUUCUAAAUUCUAGUGACUUCUUUUUCUUGAGAAGUCAUUUUAAUAAUUUUUUCUAUUUGAAAAUAAUUAUUUAAAAAUAUUAAAUCUGAACCAUCCAGAUUAGAUCUAGAUGGUCCAAAUUGAGCGCUCAUCACUUGAUGAGCACCAAGACCGGACCUGCACUAAUAAAGUUUUCUCAGUCAUACGUCCUUCAAUUAUGUUUGAAUUGAUUUGACGCGGUCCCAUUAUUUUGUUUUAGUUCUACAAACUACCACCACUAAUAUAUUAUGUGGCCUUAGUUUCUCUCACUGCGACCCACCACCACUCUGAUAUUUUCCUCUGUCAUAUAUAAAAUCUCAUUACCUUCACUUUCAUGGAUAAAAUUCACUUUCAUAGUUACAAUAGUUACCAUGGUAGCUGAAAAAUCUAGCGAUUCCAAUCUUCCUACUACUGCUCUGCCCCUCCUUUGGGAUGAAGAUAACGAAGGCCUAUCCCAAGAGUGUAAAGACCUGAUUGCAACCUUACCCACCGAACGGCAUUUGGCUAUGCACAAACUCUACCAAUAUCAAGGUUUCUGGUUCCCUAAAAUAGUACUUCAAGCACUUCUUAAUUGUCAACACCAUUUUCAAGCCCAUGACUCUGACAUUCUCCUUAUCACUUCACCGAAGUGUGGCACCACUUGGCUCAAAGCCCUCACUUUUGCUAUUCUUAACCGCAAGACCCAUCAUCCAAACCCGACCCGAAUGCCCUCUUCCACUACUCACCCUCUCCUCACUGCCAACCCUCAUGCUUUGGUACGCACCUUGGAGACCACCCUCUACACUGGGCAAACCAAGCCUGAUCUGAGCUUGUUCUCAUCGUCUCCAAGGGUUUUUGCGACACAUCUACCAUAUGUUUUGUUGCCGGAGUCCAUUAAGUUGUCGAGAUGUAAAAUAGUGUACUUGUGCAGAAAUCCCAAGGACCAAUUCAUCUCUGCCUGGCAUUUCCAGAACAUGAUAAGACCAGAAAUCCAAGAGAGCAACAAGAUCGAAGAGUUGUUCGAGCAGUAUUGCAGAGGAGUGGGCCCUUAUGGGCCAUUUUGGGAUCACAUGCUGGAGUACUACAAGAAAAGUUUGGAGAAUCCGAAUAAAAUAAUGUUUUUGAGAUAUGAGGACAUGAAGGGCGAGCCUCAUAGGGUAUUAAAGGACCUUGCUGGGUUCAUAGGGUAUGGUUUUUCUAAGGAGGAGGAGGAUGAUGAUAUUGUGGGUGAUAUAUUGAGGCUAUGUAGUUUUGAGAAUUUGAGCAAUUUGAAAGUGAAUAAAAGUGAGAAAAUGCCACAUGGAAUUGAAAAUAAGGCUUAUUUUAGACGUGGAGAAGUUGGAGAUUGGAAGAAUUUUCUUAAGUUUGAUAUGGCGGAACAACUUGAUGCCAUUAUUCAAGAGAAGUUAGAGAAACAUGGGUUGAAGUUCUAGAUCCAUCCUUGCAGACCAUGGGAGCAUUUUGCAGGGAUCUUGAUGAGGCGUGAAACAGUAGUGAACAUGAAGAAGUAUUGCGGUAACAGGAUUAUAGAGCUUUUGAUAGAUUAUUUUCUGAUCAUGAUAUGUGAGAGCUAUGUUUCCUAUAAUGCAAAAGUUUCGUGAGUUUGAUCAAAGUUUAAGAUUAAUA